UACUCAUGCGUCUCCAUCAUGCAGUCACGUUGUACUCCCGCCGCCAUCUUUGACUUGGAUACAGGAUGUUUUCGACGAGCGAAGCGUCUUACAAAACCCGCAGACGGAGUCCAAAAGUGAAGACAGGUUGCAAGACGUGCAAGGUGCGACGCGUCAAAUGUGAUGAGAAGAAGCCGGAAUGCCUCAAGUGUACGCGCUCCGGCCGCAAGUGCGAUGGUUACACAACAAACGACGCCAACUUUCAAGUCCAUGUCUGGAGUCACGGAAAAGCCUCCGAUCCACAGAACGCCAUAUCUACCUUCAAUGGCCUUGGAGAUAGUGCACGCUAUCUGGACUUCUACUAUCAUUGCGCCUGCCCUGCACUCUCCACCAACUUCGACAAAGAAUUCUGGUCUCGCAUCGUACUGCAGAUGGCUCACUCGGAACCGGCCGUGCGCCAUGCUGUGAUAGCUCUAGGAGCUCUUUGCCAAACCGAGCCUGGGGAUAUGAAACAUGCAUGCGCGGGGCUAAUUGCCAAUCACGAGCGCAAGAUUGUGUUGUCUCAUUACAACAAGUCCAUCGGCUGCUUAGUCAGUCGCAUGAGCGAGGCCACUUACUCGCCAGAGCUUGGACUAGUAAUCUGUCUUCUUUUCGUUUGCAUUGAGUUCCUCCAAGGCAACUACCAUGCCGCCUUCACCCAUUUGAGGAACGGCUUCAAACUGAUGUACGCGCCCCGCAUAGAACUACCGAACUAUCGGGACUCAUUGCAAACCACGUAUCCCCCCAACGUAGCAUUGGACGGGUCCGGAUUUUCGAGAAGCUCAACAGAAGACAAGUUGAUACCCAUCUUCACCCGCGGCGUUGCGCAAGCUUUGCUCUAUGGCUCCAGGAUUCAGGAAGACCUAGAGAUACCGCAACUGGUGCAUGCGACGUACUCCAAGCGGCCGUUUGUGAGUCUCUCUGAAACGCAACAGGCCUACUUCGAGCUCCGGAAUGCAUCCAUAAGUCACCUGUAUACCAUGGGAAGAAGAACACUCCUUCGACAAGAAUCUUGUCUUGAACUUUAUCAAGAACGGGACAAUUUGUUGGCGUGUCAUCAUGUCUGGUACGAAAACAUGCGGCGCUUCGAAAAGCAGCAUGCGCUCUCGGGUGAUGAACUAAUUGCUGCGAGCGCUCUCAAGGUCUCCUAUCACACAACGUUUGUCUACGUUUCAUGUUCAGCAACAGUCAUCGAGAAGACAUACGACAACUAUCUAGAUCACUUCAAGGAGAUCCUGCGUCAUGCCCAAGCAAUCAUCGAUUCGAGGCCGCCCACGAACCCCAACACCGCUCAUUUCACUUUCGACAUUGCGAUAAUUCCACAGCUUUACUUCGUCGCAACCCGAUGCCGCUGUCCCAUCACCCGACGAGAGGCAGUAGCGCUUCUAGAACGCAACCCACCGCGGGAGGGACUUUGGGACGUGCAACAACAUGUGGUAGUGUCCAAACGAGCGAUCGAAAUGGAAGAAGCCGAAGUCAACCCCAAUACCGGCUGGCCGGUAGAGGAGACCAGAUUGUGGAAUUGCAUCAUCAAGGCGGGCAUGGACCGCAGCGGUGGCUUUGAGGCAACGUUCUUGCCAGCCACAUGGAUCGGGCUAGUGGAUGCGAACGGAAACCAGAAGAUGAUUCGCGAGUCCUUCGUUUUAUGAGUGUGGCGUGCGACUGCAUGUGAGUUUUGCGGACCAUGCCAAAUUUCUGGAAGACAUGUUCCGCACACGAUGUAACCUCUUCUUCAUGUCGGGGGUUGACACCGCUACCAUUAACAAAGUCCUAUCUCUCAUCAUUG
Molecule: messenger RNA, 1804 nt
Organism: Alternaria rosae
Lineage: Eukaryota; Fungi; Ascomycota; Dothideomycetes; Pleosporales; Pleosporaceae
Exons: 3
Coding region: 66-1667 (533 amino acids)
Biological process (GO): regulation of DNA-templated transcription
Molecular function (GO): zinc ion binding; DNA-binding transcription factor activity, RNA polymerase II-specific
Source: RefSeq, a predicted model, not a curated record